Molecule: messenger RNA, 1826 nt
Organism: Drosophila bipectinata
Lineage: Eukaryota; Metazoa; Arthropoda; Insecta; Diptera; Drosophilidae
Product: G-patch domain and KOW motifs-containing protein
Biological process (GO): mRNA splicing, via spliceosome
Cellular component (GO): spliceosomal complex
Source: RefSeq, a predicted model, not a curated record
GUUUACAAACUAUUGAGGCGGCAUUUUCUGCAUUUCACCAUAAAUUGCAGAAAUAAUACUCCAGCUUAGCCAUGGACGCCAAAAAGAUAUCAUUUGGCUUCAGCAAGGUGGCUAAGAAGCCGAUCAUACUGCCCAGCAAGCAGCCGAAAGAGGAGAAAACAGUGGAACUGAUAAAAUGUUUGGAGGGCAAGGAAAUAAAGCUUGUAACAGAAAAGGCUGAGGCUGCACCGCUAGUAAUCGAAAUGCUGGGUAGCCAAAAAACUUCUUCGGCCCUGGCGAGUCUAAUGAAGAGACGAGCCGUUCUAUUGGGCGAAGAGGAGCCGGAUCCAGAGGAGACCACGCCCGCUGCCCAGUCCAUAGCUGAGGUAACGGCUGGUGCCGCUGGCGAAAAUCUGGAACAACGUGCCGCUAGAGAACUCCUUGCCGCGACUCAAAACAACCCGGGCGAAGGCUUAGAUGGCCAGAAGCUUGUACUACCAGCCCUGAAGGCAGAUGAACUACCUCUGGAUGGCGCUAAAGAGGCCACACUCGAUGACUAUGAUAACGUGCCCAUCCAACAAUUUGGCUUGGCCAUGCUGCGGGGUAUGGGCUGGGUGGAUCCACCGCCAAAAAAGAAAGGUUCCGGGCCUGUGGACGACGCGCCAUUCUUGCGGCCCAAGGGAAUGGGACUGGGCGCCGACAAAGCUUUGAAACCGAAAACAUUGUUGGUGCAGCCAGAGAAAAAUGAGGUUCUAGAAAUCAAGAAGCAAGCAUAUGUUCGAAUCCUGGGCGGGAAACAGAAGGACCAGUAUGGACAAAUCGAAGGCUUUGAUGAUCAUGCUGGGAGAGUAAUUGUGAAAAUGGCUAUAGGUGGAGCCAAGGAAGCGUUCAAUGAGUUCCUAUGUCAACCCGUUUCGCGCAAGGAAUAUGCACAGUACGGCAAGUGCAUAAAUACGGCAAAGUAUGAGGAGUUCAAAAAGCAGGAGAAUGAGCAUGGACAGAUAAUAGUUAAGCAUGAGAAACCAGCAGAUAGAAAGGAUAGAGAUCGCAAGGAGGAGAGCAAAUCCUAUAGAGAUACCGAUCGAGAUCGAAAAAGUUAUAAAACAGAGGAAGGUAGAUCCUAUAAGGAGGAGGACCGAAGAAGGCACAAGGAGGAAGAUCGAAAACAUUACAAGGACGAGGAUAGAAAGUCUAGCCGCGAAGAAGAUCGUAAACCAUAUAGAGAUAACGAUAGAAAGUCAUACAGAGAAGAGGACCGAAAACUCUAUAAAUCAGAAAACCGUAGCGAAAGACAAUACAAAGAUGAGAAAAAAUCUCCAAAAGAAGAACCACGAGACAGUCAGAAAUAUACGCUAGCCCGAAACAGUAGUUCUUCCACAUCGAAGCGAGAAGACCGACGACGUUCUCCUAGCCCUAGAAGCAGUAGACGUCCAAAAAGCAGCUCAGACGAAGCCGAGGACACUGGCGAGUCCACCGAAAGCGACUCCGACUCCGCGUAUGAACGCCAAAAGCAUAAAAAGUCCUCAAGUAGAAAGUCAAGAAAACACUCAAAGAAGUCCAAGAGCAAAUCACGCCGGGCAGACAGAGAUUCCAGCUCAGAUAGCAAGGAUAGCCAAGAUGACGACCAUCGCCGCCGGCACUCCAGCAAGCACAAAAAGAAAACAAAGAAGAGCAAGCACGCCAGGUCUCGAUCCCGGUCGCGAUCACGCGGCAGGGGUAGAUAGUUAAUACUUGGAUAUUUCAUCUAUUCAGUUGAAAUCUUUUAUUUAAAUAUAGUCCAUUAAACGCUUAAGUUCUUUUGUAUCUUACUCGGGAUUAUCAUAAAUUUCAAUUAACUCACAAAAUAA